AUGGAAAUUGUCAACGAAAGUCGAGGUUCUUCCCCGUUGCUUGUUGGUGACAACCGCGGAACAUGGUCGAGCACAUGGCCAGGCGAGGGAUUUGCCACUGGAUCAAGAGUCUCCUUCGGGAGCCCCUACCUUGACUGGGGAACUGGGGGAGGUGCAAGCUUUAAAGCCAUGCCCUUUCGGACUGGUCCAGCCGGCUCCCCACCGAGUCCCGCCGACCCGAAGGGCGGAGACCUGCGACGGAACCAGGGACCAGUCACCAGUGGAGCGGAGCCCGCCGAGACCCAUGAGGAUGAUCAUCUGGGGCAAUAA
Messenger RNA from Penicillium daleae, 309 nucleotides. RefSeq lists its product as uncharacterized. NCBI's taxonomy places the organism in Eukaryota, Fungi, Ascomycota, Eurotiomycetes, Eurotiales, Aspergillaceae. The record is from RefSeq and is a predicted model, not a curated record. The transcript has a single exon. Bases 1 to 309 code for a protein of 102 amino acids.